This is a messenger RNA of Lymnaea stagnalis (great pond snail), 10284 nucleotides long. Lineage: Eukaryota; Metazoa; Mollusca; Gastropoda; Lymnaeidae. The record is from the annotation of a GenBank genome assembly.
CCAGGUGAAGCAUAUAUUUAGAAUCAAGGUCAAGUCGCACUCUGGGGUGGGGAAACUCAUCAAGACCUACCAGGACCUUGCCGGGGAGAUCCACAAGACCAACUCCCCCGAUGUGAUUAUCAGCGUCUCCAGCAUGGUGGUGCUACUUUUCUUCACCAUCGUCAUCAACCCUAGACUGAAAGCCAAACUGGGCUUCGACCUACCCAUCAACCUCAUUCUGGUCAUCAUGCUGACCAUCAUAUCCCACUUCGCCGACUUCCACAAGAAGUUCCACGUCUCGGUCGUCGGGGAAGUCCCGUUCGGCAUGCCCACUCCAGGAAUUCCCAAUUUCGCCAUCCUCCCGAACAUCUACGUCGACAUCUUGGUCCUGACGACCAUCUCCUUCGCCAUGACGAUCUCCAUGGCGAUGCUGAUGGCAAAAAUCCAUGGCUACGACAUCGACAGCAACCAGGAGCUCAUCGCUUACGGCAUCUGCAACGUCGGUUGCUCGUUUUUCUUCUCCCAGGCCACCAGCGUUUCCCCGCCCCGCACAAUGAUCCUGAGCAACACCGGGGCGAAGACGAUGCUCAACGGGAUUCCCACGGUGCUAUUCUUAUUCAUCAUGUUCUUCGCCGGUGGGAUGCUGGAAGCGUUACCGAUCCCGUACUUGGCCGCGAUGAUUAUCGUGUCGGUGAAAGACUUGCUGCUGCAGUUCCUGUCCCUGAAGAAGAUCUGGAAGAUCAGCAAGUCCGAUUUCGUGGUGUGGAUCCUGACGUGGCUGAUGACGGUGUUCGCCGACCUGCCGUGGGGGAUCGUCGCCGGGAUGGCGAUCGCCAUCUUCGGCAACAUCAUCAACAACCAGCUGAUCCAGGGGUCUCUGAUCGUCGUCUCCAACAAGGAGGACCUCAUCCUCAAGGGAGAGCACCGGCUCGGCGUCCACAACCCGACGGGCAUCAAGAUCUUCUACUUCCCCUCGCAGCUCUUCUUCGCCAACGCGGAGGUCUUCAAGAAGCAGAUGUUCAACAACGUCUUUGACCCGACCAACUCAAAGGAUCUGAGCUACCACCUUGGCGUCGACGACCCGGACGAGAUGGCCCUGGUGACGGAGUCGGUGCACUGCAUCAUCAUCGACUGUUCCGCAAUGACGUACAUGGACAUGGACGGCGUCAACAUGCUGAAGAUGGUCAUCCUCCUGUACCGCCAGGCCGGCGUGCAAAUGCUGCUGGUGAGGGUCGGGCAGGACGCGAUGCGCGUGAUGGAGAACGCGGAGCUGUUCCAGAUCCUGCCCAGGAGCUGCAUAUUCCACGACGUCGAGGACGCGCUGGCCAACGAGCAGAAGACGCGGGUUGGCGUGAGUCGAUUAUCGAUGACAGUUACCACGCCGUAUCGGGAGGACAGCCUCGAACAGUUCUUAGGUGAGACACGCAUUUUUUAAACACAAUUUAAAAAUUUUAAUUUUAAAAGAAAACAAACAAAAAACUUGGUGUGAGUAAUGUGAUUGGAGCCUGGGUAUAAGUCCCUGGCUGUAGUGUACCGGCAACCAUAUUUAUGUGCCGAUAAUAAAUGGACUGCGUUCAAGUUGUGAGAAGGAAAUAUUAGAACAAGGUAUGUGGAAGCUUGGCUCGAAAGACAGGACAAUAAGAAGAAUAAGAUAAGAAAGUUUCGGCCAAGAGCCUUCCUCGGCAGACAUAACCAUUGAAAAUACGACAAGAAUCGGGAACUAAUUAAAAAAACUUAACGAAAUGCCAACUUCCGGCAACAACAAUGGCGAUCACUUGAGUUUUUUAACGUGUUUCUAUUUUUGUCGUACUUUCAAUAUACAGUAGUGGUGGACAUUAAAUGGGUUGCACAUUUUCAUAAUGCAGUAGUGGUGGACUCAUGGGAUGCACAUUUUUUUAAUACAUUAGUGGUGGACUCAUGGGAUGCACAUUUUUUUAAUACAUUAGUGGUGGACUCAUGGGGUGCACAUUUUUUUAAUACAUUAGUGGUGGACUCAUGGCAUGCACAUUUUUAAUACAGUAGUGGUAGACUGAUGGGGUGCACAUGUUCAUAGUGCAAUAGUGGUGGACUAAUGGGAUGCACAAUUUCAAAAUGCAGUAGUGGUGGACUAAUGGAGUGCAUAUUUUCAAUAUACAGUAGUGGUUACUGAUGAGGUGCACAUUUUCAUAAUGCAGUAGUUGUGGACUCAUGGGCUGCACAUUUUCAUAAUGCAGUAGUGGUGGACUAAUGGGGUGCACAUUUUCAAUUACAGUAGUGGUGGACUGUUGGGGUGGCACAUUUUCAUAAUACAGUAGUGGUGGACUGUUGGGGUGGACAUUUUCAUAAUACAGUAGUGGUGGACUGUUGGGGUGGACAUUUUCAUAAUGCAGUAGUGGUGGACUGUUGGGGUGGCACAUUUUCAUAAUACAGUAGUGGUGGACUGUUGGGGUGGACAUUUUCAUAAUACAGUAGUGGUGGACUGUUGGGGUGGCACAUUUUCAUAAUGCAGUAGUGGUGGACUGUUGGGGUGGCACAUUUUCAUAAUACAGUAGUGGUGGACUGUUGGGGUGGACAUUUUCAUAAUACAGUAGUGGUGGACUGUUGGGGUGGACAUUUUCAUAAUACAGUAGUGGUGGACUGUUGGGGUGGCACAUUUUCAUAAUACAGUAGUGGUGGACUGUUGGGGUGGCACAUUUUCAUAAUGCAGUAGUGGUGGACUGUUGGGGUGGCACAUUUUCAUAAUGCAGUAGUGGUGGACUGUUGGGGUGGCACAUACCUCUUCCCAUUCCUCCCUACCUAACCUGUGUGAUCCCAAUGGAGCAUUCAACAUGAUUGUAGGUCUUUUCUUCACAUGACCUUUGUGCUUGGAGGGGUCGAUGCCUUUGGUCGUUUCCCCGGCUUAUUACGGCGUACACCUCUACGGCUUGUGUGAGCUAUAACGUGUUUCGGCCCCCCUUUGAAGGCGACCAAGGCCGGCCUGCACACCUUAUUUAGCAGGAUGUUUUUGUUUUGGUUGUUGUGUUGCUAAGAUAACUUUCUCUUCAUGUAGUGAUGAUGCCAUCUUGUCUCAUUUUCUUAAAGUUGCAGCCAAGUUCAAGUACCAGUUUGCGCCAGCCAUUUUAAAAAAAGUGGGGGUGGGGGGGUAAUCAUGUCUUUAUAUACCCCCCCCCCCCCCACGUCCUGUCCCACACCAAGGGAAAAAAGUUCUUGGCGAAAGGAACGGAAAAAGGGGGGGGGGGGGUAUUGAAGGAAGAAGAGAAGGACAGGCCCAUGUCCCACUUAUUGCUUGGCCGAAUUCUCCCCACCUAAGAUCUUUCCUAAACAAAAUAAUUACCCCCCCCUUUCUUUAAAAAUUUAUUGAUUUAAGAUAUCGUUUCAUUUUUUUUCUGCCUGAGAAGGAUCAAAUAUCUUAUGAGCUGUGUCAUGGCAUUCGUCAAUUCUGGUUUUUUGAUGUUUUAAUUUUAAGCUGUAAAGCGUGGAUGCUCCGACUGAGUUCGGUCCGGUUAUACUUGGGAUAAUAACCUGUUUGUCAGCUAACCCAACACUGCCGCUGUGUUUCAGAGUGUUUGUUUAUUUAUAAGAACGAAGUAGGUUGAACUUGUAAGGGUGUUUUAUUUCACAAUGCAUUAUGCGCAUACAGUUGCGAAAAAAAGGGGGGACGGGGGUGCGGUCCGCCCGGGGGCGGCACAUUUUCCCUUUAUAAUGAGAGGCGGCGUUUUAGGCCAACUGCAGAGUGUUGACCGUGGGCGCAAAAAGCUUGUCCCGCCAUGGGCGGCACUAACCCUACCCCCGUCAUUGUGGGAAUAACUCGUGAACGGAAUACAAGUGUGCAGACUGUCAAAGUACAAGUGUGCAGACUGUCAAAGUACAAGUGUGAAGAUUUGUUAAUGUUCUGUCAAAGUACAAGUGUGCAGACUGUCAAAGUACAAGUGUGCAGACUGUCAAAGUACAAGUGUGAAGAUUUGUUAAUGUUCUGUCAAAGUACAAGUGUGCAGACUGUCAAAGUACAAGUGUGAAGAUUUGUUAAUGUUCUGUCAAAGUACAAGUGUGCAGACUGUCAAAGUACAAGUGUGAAGAUUUUUAAAUGUUCUGUCAAAGUACAAGUGUGAAGAUUUGUUAAUGUUCUGUCAAAGUACAAGUGUGAAAAUUUGUUAAUGUUCUGCCAAAGUACAAGUGUGAAGAGUGUUAAUGUUCUGUCAAAGUACAAGUGUGAAGAUUUGUUAAUGUUCUGUCAAAGUACAAGUGUGAAGAUUUGUUAAUGUUCUGUCAAAGUACAAGUGAGAAGAUUUGUUAAUGUUCUGUCAAAGUACAAGUGUGAAAAUUUGUUAAUGUUCUGCCAAAGUACAAGUGUGAAGAUUUGUUAAUGUUCUUUCAAAGUACAAGUGUGAAGAUUUGUUAAUGUUCUGCCAAAGUACAAGUGUGAAGAUUUGUUAAUGUUCUGUCAAAGUACAAGUGUGAAAAUUUGUUAAUGUUCUGCCAAAGUACAAGUGUGAAGAUUUGUUAAUGUUCUGUCAAAGUACAAGUGUAAAAAUUUGUUAAUGUUCUGCCAAAGUACAAGUGUGAAGAUUUGUUAAUGUUCUGUCAAAGUACAAGUGUGAAGAUUUGUUAAUGUUCUGCCAAAGUACAAGUGUGAAGAUUUGUUAAUGUUCUGCCAAAGUACAAGUGUGAAGAUUUGUUAAUGUUCUGUCAAAGUACAAGUGUGAAGAUUUGUUAAUGUUCUGUCAAAGUACAAGUGAGAAGAUUUGUUAAUGUUCUGUCAAAGUACAAGUGUGAAAAUUUGUUAAUGUUCUGCCAAAGUACAAGUGUGAAGAUUUGUUAAUGUUCUGUCAAAGUACAAGUGUGAAGAUUUGUUAAUGUUCUGCCAAAGUACAAGUGUGAAAAUUUGUUAAUGUUCUGCCAAAGUACAAGUGAGAAGAUUUGUUAAUGUUCUGUCAAAGUACAAGUGUGAAGAUUUGUUAAUGUUCUGUCAAAGUACAAGUGUGAAGAUUUGUUAAUGUUCUGUCAAAGUACAAGUGUGAAGAUUUGUUAAUGUUCUGCCAAAGUACAAGUGUGAAGAUUUGUUAAUGUUCUGUCAAAGUACAAGUGUGAAGAUUUUUUAAUGUUCUGUCAAAGUACAAGUGUGAAGAUUUGUUAAUGUUCUGUCAAAGUACAAGUGUGAAAAUUUGUUAAUGUUCUGGCAAAGUACAAGUGUGAAGAUUUGUUAAUGUUCUGUCAAAGUACAAGUGUGAAGAUUUGUUAAUGUUCUGUCAAAGUACAGGUGUGAAAAUUUGUUAAUGUUCUGCCAAAGUACAAGUGUGAAGAUUUGUUAAUGUUCUGUCAAAGUACAAGUGUGAAGAUUUGUUAAUGUUCUGCCAAAGUACAAGUGUGAAAAUUUGUUAAUGUUCUGCCAAAGUACAAGUGAGAAGAUUUGUUAAUGUUCUGCCAAAGUACAAGUGUGAAAAUUUGUUAAUGUUCUGCCAAAGUACAAGUGAGAAGAUUUGUUAAUGUUCUGUCAAAAUACAGGUGUGAAGAUUUGUUAAUGUUCUGUCAAAGUACAAGUGUGAAGAUUUUUUAAUGUUCUUUCAAAGUACAAGUGUGAAGAUUUGUUAAUGUUCUGUCAAAGUACAAGUGUGAAGAUUUGUUAAUGUUCUGUCAAAGUACAAGUGUGAAGAUCUUUUAAUGUUCUGUCAAAGUACAAGUGUGAAGAUUUGUUAAUGUUCUGUCAAAGUACAAGUGUGAAGAUUUGUUAAUGUUCUGCCAAAAUUGAUUACAUAUUGUAUUUUGUUGUAAAAUUACAUUCACUCGCUUUGUAGUUGAAAUUAAAACUGUUUAACCAUAGUGAUGCCUGUCUUCCUAUUGCAUAUGUUUGCUCUGGGAACUUAAGCAGAUUUAAUGUUGUUUUGCUAAACUCAUCUGGGUGAAUUCACUCUUCAUUGAAUUUAAACUGAUUUAAGUUACAGGUUCUCAAAAUAUUUAUAGGGCAUGGGGGCUUCCGGGCCUUCCUUGAGGCACUCCAAGUCAAAUUCUAAAACUUUUCUUUCUUUUUUUAUUUACAAGUUGUUCACUCUCACAAGUUGUUCACUCUCACAAGUUGUUCACUCUCACAAGUUGUUCACUCUCACAAGUUGUUCACUCUCACAAGUUGUUCACUCUCACAAGUUGUUCACUCUCACAAGUUGUUCACUCUCACUGUUGAAAAAAAAGAAAAAGGAGAACUAUUUCCUUAAGUUCACUUGACAGAAUCCCCAAUAAUAUUCAUCAGCUACUAAUGGAACCCCCAGACUGCGAAAAACUUACAAAAUCUUUAGGCAAGAAAACAAGCGAUAAACUUAAUUAUUAUAGAGCCCUGUUGUAUAACCAUUUUCAAAAGCUUCUGCCAAACAAACAGGACAGAGUGAGUUACGGACCGGCACCCAUGAGUUACGGACCGGCACCCAUGAGUUACGGACCGGCACCCAUCCACUAGAUGUUGUGAAGUUUGACAUUAGGCCAUUUUUUUUUUAAAACCUCUAAUUUAAGUGCUCCCCCUUUUUCAUUUUAUAUUUUCAUUGUAGAAACUUUAUUAACUUAUGGAUCUGUUGGUACGUCCUGUGUGCUUGAUUAAUUUUCUGUGGUCAUUUUAACCUAAAUGAUAAAUUGAAAGUCAUCUUUAUAGCAAAAUAAUCACAUUUCUUUUUAUUUGAACAUGUCAUCACAAUCUGUUUGUGAAUAAUUCAUUUCACGGCUUGCACAUGAAACGCUCCUGCUGUGAUGAGUGCCCAGUUCCUCAACACUGAGCCCCACACAACGUUUGUACAUACACACUUUUAUUUUAAGUAGAGUCGUAGAGUCUUGGUCUUGCGUGAGCCUUGAUACCUCAUGAGAUUAUGAACCGCUAGUGUAUACUAUCAGUAAGUUUACACAGCCCAUUUAAACAGCCGUUUAUAAUUCAUUUAAAUUAAAUUUGCCUUGUUAUGCCGCUUAAGGAUAAAUAACUAGUAGAAAACCUUAAAAAAAAAAAAAUUGAUCACAGAAGGGUCAUGAUUAAAGAUACAAAAAAUAUUUUGGACAUAAUUUCUCCUCUCUUCUGGUACAGUUUUCAAAAGUAGCUCGAAUUUAAAAGUCAAUAACUGAUUCCUUGAAAUUGGAGCAGAAGUCAUAUCAAAUUUUGUUCAGACUCCACAGCUUUAUUACCUGAUGUCUUGAACAGUCCCCAGUAGCGGAGUGAUUAUCAACUGCUGAGGUGAAAAAACCUCAAACACAUUUGCAAAAGAGCAAUAGGGUAUGGGGCGGGGGGGAAAUUUUUUUUAUACAUUCACAAAACAAUCUUUCAUCACAUAGUUGCAAUUUUCAAUUCUUCAUGUACACAACCUCAGAUCCCACAAAUUAAAAAAAAUGAGGACCCCCAUUGUUGUGCAUCAAAUCACAAAUUAGUCGUAAGAUUUGUACGAAUAAAGUUAUACAAAUGAUAUACAUGCAUACAAUAUUAUAUAUGCACAUGGUUCAUUCAAGCUGUCAAGAUUUAAGCGACUGCUGCAUCACAUUUCACACAAAUCAGAACUAGACACGCUCCAGUAUGACGGUGAUUCCCUGGCCUCCACCGAUGCAAGCACUGCCCAAAGCGUACUGCAGCUUUCUGCGUCUGGAAUUCAAAGCAGAUGAAAACACCAUUUAAAAAAAAAAACGAAAAAAAAAGAAGAAAAAAAAAACUGACCAUGUCUCAACAAGGGCUGAUCAAAUUGUGCUAUGGGGUCUGAUCGAUGGGGUCUGAUUGAUGACCAACUGGCCAUGUCCUAACCAAGUUGGAUCAUAUUGUGCUAUGGUAUAUGAUCGACACACAACUGGCCACAUCCUAACCAAGUUGGAUCUUAUUUGUCUAUUGGGUCUGAUCGAUGAACAACUGGCCACGUCUCAACCAAGUUGGAUCAAGUGUGCUAUGGGGUCUGAUCGAUGAACAACCGGCCGUGUCUCAACCAAGUUGGAUCAAGUGUGCUAUGGGGUCUGAUCGAUGAACAAUGGCCACGUCUCAACCAAGUUGAAUCAAGUGUGCUAUGGGGUCUGAUCGAUGAACAACUGGCCACAUCCUAACCAAGUUGGAUCAUAUUGUAUUAUGGGGUCUGAUCGAUGAACAACUGGCUGUCUCAACCAAGUUGGAUCAUAUUGUGCCACAUAUGGGGUCUGAUCGAUUCAUGAAAGAUUCAUGUUAAAAAACAAGUGUACCAGAAAUAUCAUGAAAUAAUACAUGUUUUUAUGUGACUGGAGGCAAGUCUAUUUGGCUGCAUGAAAUAAGCAUUACAUCAACUCAAGGAAAUCAAAUUUACUAUGUUUUUUAGGGCAAAAUUUGUACGAAAGCAGAAUGAGAUUUUUUUUAAAUUGAAAAUAUCCAACUGGAAUAAUAAUUGAAUAUAUUGAGCUCAGAGCAAAGCCUUUUAAAAAAGAAUAACCAGUUAUAUUGCUUUCAAGGUAUUUAACUGGAAUAAUAAUUGACAAUUAAUAUUACUUUCUCACAAAGUAUUCAAUAAGCGAUACUUUACACAGUUUGAAUAAAGCUAAUAGCCAGUAAAAGUAAUGAUAUAUAUAUCAAUAGUUGACAUAAUGUAUUACCUGAUUUCAUAAACCAGAUUGGUUGUGAUCCUGGCCCCGGUGGCGCCCAGGGGGUGACCGAGGGCGAUGGCCCCUCCGUUUACGUUUGUCUUGUCAUUGUCCAGGCCGAGUUCUUUGGCAACAGCCAGGAACUGAGGGGCAAAGGCCUCAUUCACCUGAUACAAGGAAUAAACAGAUUUACAAUUGCACUGUUGUGCUAAGAAUAGGCAUAUUUUUUUUCUCAUGCUGUGAUGGUUAUAACUUCUUUCAUUUUCAAGUGCUACAGUCUAAUGGCAAAAUUUCACUAGCUAGCACUGUUCAACUGUUUCCUAAUAACAUUUUUUUUCCAAGAAUUUAAACAUAGAUUUAUGGGGCAGAUAACUAUAAAUAAAUACAAUUUUAGAGCAGAUGUUGGAGGGGUAGGGGAGAGCUGGCUAUUUUUUUUUCACAGUAGAUGAAAAUCCUAGUUUUAAGAGGAUAAACUAAUUUUAAAAAAAAAUUACUCUGACAUUGAAAACAAUUUAAUAAAAAACAAAAAAAAACAAGAAUACGAAGAAAGGGCAUCAUCCAUCUUAAUGACUCAAUUUUUUUAGCGUUUACUUUUUGUUUAUUCCCAACAAAACCACGGCCCCCUUCAUAUCUGUUUUGUGAUCUGGAGAGAUUCACAUCGAAUCCCCCCCCCCCCUUUUCACCCCAUCAACCGACUCCCUCCGUUACUUUCCAAUACUUGCCUCGACUACAUCCAUGUCUUUUACUGUUUUUCCGAGUGCAGAGAGUGCAGCUUGUGACGAUGGGACGGGACCGAUGCCCAUGAUCUUUGGAUCGCAACCUUCCAUGAGGUCAGUGGAUCAAAUCGCCAGCGGCAUGAAUAAAGAAACAUUUGAUUUAGCAAGACACGUCUCCAGCUUCCUCAACAUCAUGGCAGCUUCAUCGCCAAAAUUAAGCACACAUCAGCUAGUUAAAUCCACAUCAGUUUAAUGAAAGCCACUUCACCAUAAUGAAAGACAUCUGAGUGUAAUGAAAGCCACCUCACCAUAAUGAAAGACAUCUGAGUGUAAUGAAAGCCACAAAGCCAUUUCACCAUAAUGAAAGACAUCUGAGUGUAAUGAAAGCCACUUCUGCAUAAUGAAAGCAAUUUCAUCAUAACUGAAGCCACUUCAUCAUGAUGAAAGACACCUGAGUGUAAUGAAAGCCACCUCACCCCAAUGAAAGCCACUUCACCACAAUGCAAGCCAACUGAGUGUAAUGAAAACCACUUUACCGCCAUGAAACCAACUACACAGUUGGUUGUGAAACCCACAAGAAAUUGUUUAGUCUCAGACUCCUCAGAAUUUAAAAAAAAAAAAAGGGCACCUCACACGAUACAAAACUUAGAAUGAACAAACGUAUGAGUGUAAUAAAAACCACUUUACCGCCAUGAAACCAACUAACCAGUUGGUUGUGAAACCCACAAGAAAUUGUUUAGUCUCAGACUCCUCAGAAUUUAAAAAAAAAAAAGGGCACCUCACACGAUACAAAACUUAGAAUGAACAAACGUACGAGUUAACGGUGGUCUCAGAGCUAAAAGAAAUGGCCGACUCCAAAAUUACACAGCGGCAAUCAAAGGAAGUACAUCAAAAAAUCCACAAGCCAAAUCAUUAAUUUCAAAUAUUCCAUGACUAGACUAGAAAAUACUCCACAUCAUUUUAUCCUGAGUAGUAAUAAUACUAUUCAAAAGUCCCAAUUUAAAAUAUUCUUUGAAAAAAUUACUAUUUUAAAUUAUGUUUACAAAACCAACAACCUCCC